AUGAGUAAACAAGCUGCUGACAUACCAGAACAAAAGGACUCCAGACGGGUCUCAAAACCUCUCAUGGAGAAAAGAAGGAGAGAUCGCAUUAAUCAAAGCCUAGAAACUCUGAGGAUGCUAUUACUUGAGAAUACACACAAUGAGAAACUCAAGAACCCUAAAGUGGAAAAGGCUGAAAUCCUGGAAAGUGUUGUGCACUUUCUAAGAGCUGAACAAGGAUUGGGGACUGAGCCUUUUCAAAUCACUAGAGGAAAAAGAGCACGCACGGAGGAGUAUGAUGAGGAACUGAGCUCACCUAGCAAAUGUCAGAGCUACCGUGAUGGAAUGAGGACAUGUCUCAUACGAGUCAGCAAUUUUAUUGCGAGCAAGAGCCAUGAGUUUGGACAGGGAGUGGAGAAAGCAUGUGCAAACCUUCAGAAAUCACACUCAAUGCAAGUUCAGCUACUGUCCACACCAUCCCAGAGAGAAACUCAGGUGCAUCUCUUUGAGGACUCAUCACUGCCAGCACAGCAGCAUCUCACACCAUCUGGCUGUGCGAAGCUUGCACAAAGAACUGUUCUGUCUGCUCCCACCAUGACUUCAAGUCCUAUGCAACCUGUAAUGCUCUGUGACCCUGUCUGGAGACCUUGGUAG
Messenger RNA from Labeo rohita (rohu), 633 nucleotides. RefSeq names its product hairy-related 5 (gene her5). Bases 1 to 633 code for a protein of 210 amino acids. Gene Ontology annotation, cellular component: nucleus. The transcript has 3 exons. Gene Ontology annotation, biological process: regulation of transcription by RNA polymerase II; regulation of neurogenesis; anterior/posterior pattern specification. The record is from RefSeq and is a predicted model, not a curated record. NCBI's taxonomy places the organism in Eukaryota, Metazoa, Chordata, Actinopteri, Cypriniformes, Cyprinidae. Gene Ontology annotation, molecular function: protein dimerization activity; DNA-binding transcription factor activity, RNA polymerase II-specific; RNA polymerase II cis-regulatory region sequence-specific DNA binding.